AUGGAGAAGGUGGAGAGAAUUCUGUGGCGCGUGGUUCCUGGUAUGAAGAGGUUUCUCAUCCUCUCCAAGACGCUCUCAUUUUCAUGUCUCCUCUUCCCAACUUACAUCUCAAUGAUCUCAUGGCUCCUGAGGAUCCCAUCUCCUCUCUCACGUCUCUUCUUCCAAUCUCUUCUCUCAUGGGCGCUCGUCAACUAUGUUCUUGCAACAUUCGCCUGCCACAGCUUCACCAAUCCAGCCAUCUUGAGUCUGAUUUUGGGCUCAUCCGAGACUCGCCGGAAGAUUUCUGACCUUGGCUUUGAGCGUCAUAUUCAGAUACUGGAGGGGUUUGGGUGGACGUUUUAUUUUGAUCUUUGUAUCCCACUUCUUUUGAUGCAUGAGAGUUGUUUGGCUUGGUUCGCUGCCCUUGUUGCUUCCUGUUUUUCCAGCCGGUUGCAGAGGUCUUUUAGUAUGAAGAAGCAGAUAAAAUUGAUAAUGACUUGGUGGGAAGAUGAUGAUCGCAAAGAAGAAGAAUACGGAGAGGAGUUGAGGAUAGAGGAGGAAGAGGAGGAGGAGAAGGCUGAAGAUCAGUUGAGGAUAGAGGAGGAGGAGGAGGAGGAGGAGGAGGAGGAGGAGAAGGAGAAGGCUGAAGAUCUGCAGAAAUGGAUGGUUUUGAAGACUAGAGAAGAUGAAAUGAAGAAAGAGGAAGAAGCGAGGAGGGAAGAAAUGAUGAAGAAAGUGAUGGAGAAAUUGAGGAAGGAGAAAGAAAAGCAUAAAGGUUAUAGGAGGAAGUGGGAGGAGGAGAAGGAGGAGAAGGCGAGGCUGAAUGGAGAGCUGUGUGUCGCAACCAAGUGGGCUGACUACUGCCAAACCUUUCUGCAGAACUAUGAAGAAGAGAGGCGAAAGUGGGAGGAAGAGAGGAGUGAACUGACUGCAAAGCUCUGCGCCGCACAGAAGUCCUCAGAUCUUUACCAGCAACUUUUGCACGAAUGCAGUUCUUUUUAAUG
Messenger RNA from Vitis riparia (riverbank grape), 983 nucleotides. Its product is annotated as stress response protein NST1-like. NCBI's taxonomy places the organism in Eukaryota, Viridiplantae, Streptophyta, Magnoliopsida, Vitales, Vitaceae. The transcript is spliced from 3 exons. The record is from RefSeq and is a predicted model, not a curated record. The coding region runs from base 1 to 981 and encodes 326 amino acids.